AUGGUUACCUUUCUGGUGGCUGGCUUCGAAACAACUUCAACCGCUCUAUCCUGGUUUAUUCAUUUGAUGAGUAAACAUUCACGUGUGCAACAGAAGAUCAAAGCAGAACUGACGACUCAUAACAUUCAACACAGUUUAUCUGUAGAUCAACUCGAUUCUCUAAUUUAUUUGGAUAGUGUUAUCAAUGAAGUACUUCGAUAUUCGCCACCGGUAGAAGCAACAGUUCGUACAUUAACUAUCGACGAUCGUCUGCCAGAGAGUGGAGCUCAAUUAUUCAAAGGCGAUCAAGUUCUUAUUCCAUUUGAUCCUCCGGCACGAGACACUCGUCAUUGGUCAAUUGAUCCAAAUUUAUUUUAUCCCGAAAGAUUUUUAGGUGAAGACAAGAAUCAUUCUCCAUAUGCAUUCAUCCCAUUUGGUGGUGGCCAUCGUCAAUGCAUUGGACAAGAUUUAGCGAGAUUUGAGUUGAAGGUCAUUGCAGUGAGAUUGAUGCAACAUGUCACGUUUGGUGAUGGUGGCCCAGAGAUCAAUGCAGGGGGACAUUUGCCAAGACUUACUAUUAUGCCCAAGCAUGUCGGUGUCACUAUCCAGUUCAAUGCAUAA
Rotaria sp. Silwood2 is the source of this 600-nucleotide messenger RNA. NCBI's taxonomy places the organism in Eukaryota, Metazoa, Rotifera, Eurotatoria, Philodinida, Philodinidae. The record is from the annotation of a GenBank genome assembly.